UUAUGCUAGCUCCAGGCCUGGUGGUAAAUUUUGGAGAUCUGCCCUAGUGUUAGUUGGCUGUAAACCCUCUUAUCGUGGGUUUGCUCCUCUCCCCCAUGGCGUAUCCAUUGAAGAAGUGUGUGAAUACUUCAAGUUACCCCCAGCCCGGCAGCGACAACAAAAACUUAAGAGGAAGCGCUCUUCCUAUCACUUCUUCUCCUACCGUGAUUGGAUUAGAGUCUGAGGGUGAGAGUGAGGAAGACCAGGAUGAUGAUGAACUUCACGAUACUUCCAGCGAACAUUCCUUUUCUUUAGAAGUUCUUCCGAGCGGGUCUUCCAGAGCUCUGAGGAGCGUAUCCAUCCCUGAUCUCCCUGGGCAAACAUCUUUGGAUCUCCUCGGCAUAUUGGAGGAUCCUCAACCUUAUUUGCCAACUCUUUUUUGGCUAAGUCAACGUUGUCUUCUCCGUCCCCAAGGACUCGUCUUAGUCCUAAUCUCCCUUCCUUUGGAGUAUCCAGUGGUGCUAAUGGCUCUUCUUCUACGUUUGCACCAUACUCUUGGCAGAACCGCCUUGAGUCCUUCAUCUUGGAAUACCGGCAGUAUGUUUAAAGGUUUUGUGAAUAAUCCCAUGUCUCUUCAUGUCGGAGAUUCACCUUUCUUCAUUGAGAAGCUUUGUUCUACUAUCUCCAAUGUAGAUAAAGAAUUCUUUAAUAAACUUCCCAAAGGUGAAGACUUUGGCUUGCAGAUGCUUCUUGGGGGAUCUCAAAUGUGCCUUCACUAUAUAGUUGAUUUGAAGCAUCAACUCUUCGAAGCAAAGGCAGAGCUGGAGAAAUCAAAGACUAUGCAAACUGAGUUUGAGAAGAUCGUACAAGAAAAUCCAUUCUUGAAGAGAAGCUUACUGAAGCCAACGAAGAGAUUGAGAAGACCCGAAGCGAGUUUUCCAAAGCCAAAAACCAAUUGUCCAGAGCUGAGAUAG
Tripterygium wilfordii is the source of this 953-nucleotide messenger RNA. RefSeq lists its product as uncharacterized. The record is from RefSeq and is a predicted model, not a curated record. The transcript has 3 exons. Bases 96 to 953 code for a protein of 285 amino acids. Lineage: Eukaryota; Viridiplantae; Streptophyta; Magnoliopsida; Celastrales; Celastraceae.